Messenger RNA from Pocillopora verrucosa, 726 nucleotides. The record is from RefSeq and is a predicted model, not a curated record. Lineage: Eukaryota; Metazoa; Cnidaria; Anthozoa; Scleractinia; Pocilloporidae.
GAAGAGGAAAGAGGAUUAAAAGAACGGGCAAGUUCUGAUUCAGACCUUCUGAAAGAACGAAACAUGACCACAGCCAAUACAAGAGAUCCUUUUCCAGAGAGGGAGUUUUUACCAUUUGACAGAAAACUGCGUGUAGAAGAAUAUUUGGAAAAUCUUCAAGAGACCUUCAGCGAAAUCACACUACCGAGUGAUAGCGGAGUUGGGACUUUGAGUAGUGCCACUUCUGAAUAUGGAUUUGACAAAGGAGACAGACUUGAAAAGCUCGACCAGGUUGAAGGGUUAAUCAAGGAUUUCAGUGAGAAUUGGGACAGCAUUCAGGAAGCACACAGAGAUGCAUACCCGUCCGAAGGACGUAAAUAUCGUAGCAUAGGGAAAGAAUUGGAAAAGAUCAGAAUGACUCUAGGAACCGUGAAAGAGAUGGAAAAAGAGUGGAUGAUUGCAGAACCUAUUUUGACAUCGUCAAGCAGUCCUGAAGCUGUUAUACAACAAUUGAAAAACUCUCUACAGCUAGAUCAAGGCUUUUUCAAAAAUCCAACCAGAGAGGACAAAAGAGCUAUCCGUGUCUUGGCAAGAAAAGCCAAAAAUUUAAAACGAUUCGACGUGUUUAGUUACUUAAAAGAGAUCACACCACCAGGAACAACAGGUCCUCAGUUACCUGAGAAUAUGCUCAUCAAGGAGAUGCCAAGAGAUAAAAUAUAAUUUCUUUCAAAACUUUUGAAUCGUAAG